CGGCAGGGAGUCAGCAGCGGGUCGGCCGGCUAUGGAGCGGCGGAUCAGCGCUCGGCUUCGGCUCUGGCUGCUGUUGCUACUCCUGCUCCCAGUGCAGGGCCGCCAGAAGGAGUCAGGUUCAAAGUGGAAAAUAUUUAUUGACCAAAUUAACAGGUCUUUGGAGAAUUAUGAACCAUGUUCAAGUCAAAACUGCAGCUGCUACCAUGGUGUUAUAGAAGAGGAUCUGAUUCCUUUCCGAGGAGGAAUCUCCAAGAAGAUGAUGGCGGAAGUAGUCAGACGAAAGCUAGGGACCCAUUAUCAGAUCAUUAAGAACAAAUUAUACCGAGAAUAUGACUGCAUGUUUCCCUCAAGAUGUAGUGGUGUUGAGCACUUUAUUUUGGAAGUUAUUGGGCACCUCCCUGACAUGGAGAUGGUAAUCAAUGUACGAGACUAUCCUCAGGUUCCUAAAUGGAUGGAGCCUGUCAUCCCAGUCUUCUCCUUCAGUAAGACAUCCGAGUACCAUGAUAUCAUGUAUCCCGCUUGGACAUUUUGGGAAGGGGGACCUGCUGUUUGGCCAAUUUAUCCUACUGGUCUUGGACGGUGGGACCUCUUCAGAGAAGAUCUAGUAAGGUCAGCAGCACAGUGGCCAUGGAGAAAGAAAAAUUCCACAGCAUAUUUUCGAGGAUCAAGGACAAAUCCAGAACGGGAUCCUCUCAUCCUUCUAUCUCGGAAAAAUCCAAAACUUGUUGAUGCAGAGUAUACCAAAAACCAGGCUUGGAAAUCUAUGAAAGAUACCUUGGGAAAGCCAGCUGCUAAGGAUGUCCAUCUUGUGGAUCACUGCAAAUACAAGUAUCUGUUUAAUUUUCGAGGCGUAGCUGCAAGUUUCCGGUUCAAACACCUCUUCCUCUGUGGUUCACUUGUUUUCCAUGUUGGUGAUGAGUGGCUAGAAUUCUUCUAUCCACAGCUGAAGCCGUGGGUUCACUAUAUCCCAGUCAAAACAGACCUCUCCAAUGUCCAGGAGCUGUUGCAAUUUGUAAAAGCAAAUGAUGAUAUAGCUCAAGAAAUUGCUGAAAGGGGAAGCCAGUUUAUUAUAGACCACUUGCAGAUGGAAGACAUCACCUGUUACUGGGAAAACCUCUUAACGGAAUACUCUAAAUUCCUGUCCUAUAAUGUAACAAGAAGGAAAGGCUAUGACCAGAUUGUUCCCAAAAUUUUGAAAACUGAACUGUAGUACUCAUCAUAGGACAAGAAUCCUCCCUAUGGCAGCAGAUCUGCUAUCCUGUGGUAAGAAGCUUACUAUGAGUGUGGCACCUAUACCUUGAACACCUUUUAUCAAGCCAAACAUCUGAUUUUCUUUAUCAUGCUGCACCCAGAGCUACUCUUAAGAAAGAUCUAAAAUAUGUGUAAUACAGAGAUGUGAAGAGUUCAACUCUGUCUGAAUAAGGACCCGGAAUCAUGAAAUGUGGAUUUUGAAUUGAUUCUACUUUCAUUUUCUUAUGAUCAAUCACAGAGUGUGCCUCAGAUCAUCUACAUGUAUAUGUUCAUCACUGUGAAAAUGACUGUGUCCAGGAGAGAUGCACUUUGUUCCAUUUUUUUGGAACAUAAAAUUGAGCAUUUGGAACUAGUACAACUCAUUUCUGCAGUUCUGAUAUUAUUCUAGACUUGAUAACUGUUGCUUUAUUUUAAUGUAGAAACCCUAUGGGAUUUGUGAAAAAUACCUGGGGUUCAUUUUCUGAAAGUUCAAGGAAGCAGCAGCUGUGCUGUGCAAUGAUAUAGGAGUUCUGUUUUGUAAAAGCAUAAACUGUUUGGUACUCAGGAGGUUUCUAUAAUGCCACUCAAGAGGGGCUAAUAACAUGAGUAAUUAUUGCAAUUGGAUUUUAAGUUCCCAUCUUGUGCCUUUAUGCCUUUUUAACUGUCUCUUUAAAGAGCAACAAGAACAAAAAAAGACAAAAAAUUCCUAAUAAAGUUAGGAAGUAGUCCUCACACUUUAA
Messenger RNA from Marmota flaviventris (yellow-bellied marmot), 1970 nucleotides. It is a transcript of the gene Poglut1, whose product is annotated as protein O-glucosyltransferase 1. Gene Ontology annotation, cellular component: endomembrane system. Gene Ontology annotation, molecular function: UDP-glucosyltransferase activity; UDP-xylosyltransferase activity. The record is from RefSeq and is a predicted model, not a curated record. Gene Ontology annotation, biological process: positive regulation of Notch signaling pathway; protein O-linked glycosylation. NCBI's taxonomy places the organism in Eukaryota, Metazoa, Chordata, Mammalia, Rodentia, Sciuridae.